Saccostrea cuccullata (small rock oyster) is the source of this 2695-nucleotide messenger RNA. Its product is annotated as transcription factor GATA-4-like. Gene Ontology annotation, molecular function: DNA-binding transcription factor activity, RNA polymerase II-specific; zinc ion binding; RNA polymerase II cis-regulatory region sequence-specific DNA binding. The coding region runs from base 359 to 1690 and encodes 443 amino acids. Gene Ontology annotation, biological process: positive regulation of transcription by RNA polymerase II; negative regulation of transcription by RNA polymerase II; cell fate commitment. The transcript has 5 exons. Lineage: Eukaryota; Metazoa; Mollusca; Bivalvia; Ostreida; Ostreidae. The record is from RefSeq and is a predicted model, not a curated record.
UUGAUACCAAUGCAAACACUAAAUUCAAUGUAAAUGCACGAAGCGAUAGUGAUAAGAACGAAGCAAUUUUUUUCUGUUUCUAAAGCCAUAUUUUGUGACUAUUUCAGCCACAACUGACCAUUUCAUCUACUGAUGGUCUGACGUAUAAUAUUCAAACCGGACACCGACACUUCUCCGAAAUCCUUGUGGCGCCUUUUGGUCAGCAGACGUCAACCAUUUAGUUUCACCUGCCUCAUACACGCGCACUCCUACGCACUGUAUCUUAGGACUAUAGAUAUACCAGUGCCUUCCAAAUUUGGAGAAAGAAACCUGUGUGUAGAAACUACGAAAUUGGGAAUUCUCUUCAUGGCUAAUUUUCAUGGCAUAUUCCGAAUGUUCCUGGCUUAGUGCAAGAGGGUAUACGGAUAUCAAACAAGAGCCAGUCGAUCGUUUGGAACAUUCUUACGAGACCACCGAUCCCCCCGCUAGCGGUUCGGACGAAUCUUCUGCUCGCCGGGAGCAGGGUAUGCUUAAUUUCCAGGAGAGCAGCCCACUCUUGCCAAACGAAGAAGUCGAAGUAUUCUUUAAUCACCUGGACCGACCCAGCGCCACUGAAAACUCAACCACGCGAAACGCCGGAGAUAGUGAGUCUUCUAAACUAGAGAACACUCAGCAUCAGUCAGACACCAUGUUUCAGAACAGUAUGCACGCAAUGUCCCUCCCCACGGCAACAGCCCCGACGUACCACGAGACCGCGGGGGCCAACAGUUUUAUGCACGCAGGUUCCAGUCCCGUGUAUGUCCCCACCACUAGAGCCGUGCUCCCCAUGCAGUAUGCCUCGGGACAGCCAACUUCUAACCCCAGUGGAGGGUCUGCAAUGUGGAUGCAACCCGACCCCUCGUACAGUACCCCAAAUACCCAUCCCUCCGUGUCCCCGAGGUUCGCCUUUGCGCCCUCGCCAAACUCUCCCAUCAGUUCCCCCACGGUGAGGGCAGACCAGGCUGGAUUUAACCCUUCCCUGCGACCCAGCGGCAUCAGCCCCUACUCUGCGUGGAGCCCCGAGCUGUCGUGGAACUACAACAUGGCACUGCAGCAAGGACUGAGAAGACCCGGGGCAGAUGGACAGGACUAUUUCGCGGAUUUGGAGGGUCGGGAAUGCGUGAACUGCGGAGCAAUAUCCACCCCUUUAUGGCGCCGGGACGGGACCGGUCAUUAUUUGUGUAAUGCCUGUGGAUUAUAUCAUAAGAUGAAUGGGAUAAACCGCCCCCUUAUAAAACCACAAAGACGAUUGGUAAACAGGCCACUCGCCAUGAAGAAAGAUGGGAUUCAGACACGGAAGAGAAAACCCAAGAAUCUUGCCAAGAAUAAAAAUUCUAGUAAACAGGAAUCAAAUGCGGAUGUAAAACCAGCCGUCUCGCCCAACACCUUAAACAACAAUUCCUCCAACCAGAACAACGCCUUGGCGAGUUCCAUUAACAGUUCCAAUGUGAUGAGCCACAAUUCGUCAAUGACAACACUCACCUCCGUCGGAGUCGAUCAUGAAAGCGGGUUAGGGAGUCCGGUGAACUUAGCUUCCGUCCCGCAUUAUUCAUCGCCAUCACCACCUAAAGCUGUUCUGGUCAAAACUGAAAGUGACAGUCUCCAUGGACACGGUGGACCUCUUCAUUCUGAACCCGGGUCACUAAGUGCUGUGACUGUAGGGGCCAAUUAACCGGAAGUGAGCCGAAUCUCGCAGACAUUACAACGUAUUCAUACGCAUUACAUUUGAUAUAGAUUUUUAUAAGUUAUUAUAAUAUUCAAAUGAAAGUUUAUACGUUAUUAUAUUAUUUUCAUAUGUUGGUUCUAGGGAAUACAUUAUUAUCCUAGAAAUUGUUGAUUGUCUCAUUUCUAUAUAUAGAUUCGAAAUGUAUAUACUUGUAUUGAAAUGCAUGUCUGCUAAAACAUGUAUUUGAAACUGCUUGUUUUUGAGGGAUAUGUUAUAUAGAUAUAAAUUUUAAUAUCCAUUAGGAAGUUACCAAUUUUAUACCCAAUUAUGAAAAAAAUCAAUCAAAUACAAAUAACUUUACAACUACCUCACAAUUAACGUACUGUGUUCACGUGAGAUCAAUGUCAUUGAACACCCAUCUCCGUAAAAUUUGCAUACUAGCAUGAUGUUCAUGAUGUUCAACAACGGAUUAAAUAAAAAAAAAAAAAAAUAACCGGUACCAUUCCCGGUGAUCAUACUCAAAAACAAUACUUAAAUCCUAUAGAAAAGAAAGCUAAACUUGCUUUCCCUUGUUCCCUGUCACGUGACGUAGUGUAUUUAUCAGGGUAUAAAUCACUUUUAACGUAAGUUUGUUUGUAAACGCGAGUGAGUGAACAUAAAGGUGCUAUAUUUGGGCGUGAAUCGGUUUGCCAUAUCUUAUGAAGGCUAGUCGACUAUCAGAACAUUUCUGAUGUUAUACUUUAAUCGUAUUCUUUUUUUUGUGGUUAUCUAGAUAGAUAUUUUGAAUUAUGUGUAAAAAAUUUUACUAUGCAUAUCAAAACCUACUGAAAUUUUAAAUUGUGUAAUGAAAUAUACGUAGAUGUAUAAUUUAAUUGAUUGAAUGGGGCCAAAGGGAAAUAACUCAUUGAUUACUGCAAUUCAGUUUAGUUUUACGAUGUGUGUUAGAUUUUUAAAGAAAAUGUAAUUCAAUUCUUGCCAUAUUUAACAUGAUUGAAUAAAAUAUAAAAUGAA